This is a messenger RNA of Equus quagga, 4181 nucleotides long. RefSeq names its product protein Shroom2-like. NCBI's taxonomy places the organism in Eukaryota, Metazoa, Chordata, Mammalia, Perissodactyla, Equidae. The annotation marks the transcript as partial. Gene Ontology annotation, molecular function: actin filament binding. The record is from RefSeq and is a predicted model, not a curated record. Gene Ontology annotation, cellular component: cortical actin cytoskeleton; apical junction complex; apical plasma membrane. The transcript is spliced from 2 exons. Gene Ontology annotation, biological process: actin filament organization.
CAGGAGCUCAUCGAGAGCAUCAGUCGCAAGCUGCACGUGCUCCGGGAAGCCCGGGAGAGCCUCCUGGAGGACAUCCAGGCCAACAGCGUGCUUGGGGACGAGGUGGAGGCCAUCGCCAAAGACGUCUGCAAACCCAAUGAGUUUGACAAGUUCCGGAUGUUCAUCGGGGACCUGGACAAAGUGGUGAACCUUCUGCUGUCACUGUCAGGCCGCCUGGCCCGGGUGGAAAACGCCCUCAAUAAUUUGGACGACAGCACUUCUCCUGGUGAUCGGCAAUCGUUGCUCGAGAAGCAGCGGGUCCUCAUCCAGCAGCACGAAGACGCCAAGGAGCUCAAAGAGAACCUGGACCGCCGGGAGCGCAUCGUGUUCGACAUCCUGGCCAGCUAUCUCAGUGAGGAGAGCCUUGCAGACUAUGAGCACUUCGUGAAGAUGAAGUCAGCCCUCAUCAUCGAGCAGCGGGAGCUGGAAGAUAAAAUACACCUGGGUGAAGAGCAGCUGAAGUGCUUGUUUGACAGCCUUCAGCCCGAAAGAGGCAAAUAAGAAGGCCGUCCCUGGCGGAGGCCGGAAACCGGGCCUUCGAGCCGCAUUCCUGAGGAUGCCAGUGAAAACCCCAGCCUGUAUUUAUAUCUCGUAGAGAGACUCCUCCGAUAGCGAAAUGGCUGUUAGAAGAGCAAUAACUUCCGUGUGUUUGGGAUGAUUUAUUUAAUUUUUCAGUUUCCCUUUUGAAUGCUGAGCAGAGUGGCUCGCUGUUAGCCAUUUUCCUUUCCCAGUAACCACUCGUGGCACUAGGCUCCAGUGGGCGGCAGGUUUCCACAGUAUGGACUGUGGGCUCCGGUCCCGUAGUGCAUGCAAGUGGCCGUUUUGAGCAGUAGGUCUGCCCUUCCUCCCGUCUUCACAUGCUUGAACCAACCACUCAGGAAGCAACCAAGUGAGUCUUGUAGGUGCAUGAGGGGGAAACCCUGGCGCACGUCUUUUGUGAUCCAUCCAAUGCAUAGGCCGCCAUGUUUUAUCUCUGUCCGUCCAACGGUGUGGAGCAUUCAUCGUCUGUAUCAUAUAAUGAUGUUCUCUGACUUGGUAAAAAUCACGAUGAUGAUGAUAAUUUAUUAACAUUUUGGAAAGGUGAAUAGUUUCCAAAUGGUUAAAAACCAACUGUGAAAUGAACAACCUACAUGUUGGGUUCACUCAUUCUAAAAUUGCCACUUAAAGAAAUAGUGUGCAUGCUUUAAAACACUCACACACAAAGCAAACAGAGAGCUUUAGUCCUUCUCACCUGACAUCACGGCUCAGAUGUUUUCCUGCAAAGUGAAGUUACUUGGGGAAAAUGUGUCUAGUAGUAAUGUGCUUGCUAGGUAUUUGUUUCACGAGACCAACAAGAUAUUUCUUAAGUUACUUUUUCCCCAGAACAUGUAUUUUGUGUGUGUGGUCAUUAAUGAUAAUUGGCUGCUUUUCUCUCUUUUGCCUCUUUAAAUCUGUUGCCAUGCCAUGAGGGCCACAUUCUGUUUACUGUAAGAAGCCUCGCUCUGGUAUUUCAGAGGUCCCAUGGGCUGUGUAACUCCUAAACCUGAUCUUUCUGUGCCACAGAGUUUCUGUGCUCUGCUUACUGGUUGAAAUUGCAAGAUUCUAAAGAAAGUCUAUUUACUAAAAAAGCAUUGUCAUGCUGUCAAUUUCCAGUGGACUUGGAGAAAAUAUUUGCAAAUCACAUACAUGAAAAGGAUUUUUAUCCAAAAUGUACAACGAACUCUCAAAACUCAACAGUAAGAAAACAGCCCAAUUAAAACAGGGGCGAAAGACUUAAAUAGAAACCUCACCAAAGAGGAUAUAUGCAUGGCAAAUAAGCACAUGAAAAGAUGCUCAACUGCCGACGGCUGCGUUAUGACUGUCUGAUUAUCUAAUCCUUGAAGGGCCAGUGUCUGUCUUCGCAAAUGCUCAUCUGAUUAAAUGCAUGCUUAAUGGUGCGAGAACCCCUCGGAUGACGUCACGUUGAAGUAAUAUUCGGACAGUUUGAUCGAGGGAUCAUUUUAAUCUUCAUUCUCCCUUAUUUCCAUAAAAGAAGUUUUCCAACAGGCAGGAAAACGUCCCUUUGUCAGCAGUGACCACCGCCUUACCGAAAUACACACUCACACGCAAAUGUCUUAAAGGACAGGAGUCCACGCUGCGUGAGCCUGAGGGGUGAGCUGGACUCAUGAGCUACAGUGUUGACGUCGGUGCACUGCGCAGCGUGGUCCACACUGGCGGACUUCAGUGAGGCUGGCAAUAAAUGUUCUUUUUGGCAGCCCACCCACGCCAAAAAGAUAAAUGCCUUUUCAAAAAGUUUGUAUUCCUAUGAAAUUAAGCUAUUUCUGACUUGAAAAAUCCCUGUUCUGCCUGUGAAGUGUCCUCCUCCUUUCCACCGGGUGUAGUCACUUGCUGUGAGGACUGGUCGCAUCAGAAGAGGUGGAGCUGGCUGUCCACGGACCUCUGUCUUUCUCCCUUGGGGAGACAACCACAGUAAUUUCAGUGGACUUUGUUUUUAAUUUAGAUAAAGCUUUUAUCUGUGAUUCUUUCCCCUCAAAUACAGUAUUGUGAUCAUUUUGAUGAUGUGUAUGUAAAAUGUGAGUAAUAGAGUUUGUGUGUCUGUCCCCAGCCUUUAGAUGUCCUUCCCGCAUACGUAGCAACGUAGAGUGCUAGUCCCCCUUUCCAAAGCACGUGUAAUCACCACUGUCCUGUCUGUCCCCGUUUGCCUCUUCAGUGUCUGGUUAGCGGGACCCAAAGAUUGCAGUGAGUCGAUGUACAUAGCUUUGUAUAUAGUCAUAUUAUUGCAGAUAAAAGCAAUCUGGUGCUCAUGUUUGCCCUCGGCUUCAGGUGGUCGCUCAUGCCUCACCCCGUGUCCUAGCUCAGCUAUGGAAUGCUCUGUGUAGCGAGAUGUCAGUCAGGGGGCUUGCCUGUGGCUUUUAUCCUGCAGUCCACCAUGGAAAAUGUGUGCAGAUGUCCUGCUCGACACUGGCCACUUACCUCUCGAUGGAUCAUCCUGCUUGACUUUAACAAAAUAAAUAGUGUCUUUGAGUGAAUGGAGCAUGUCUUUGAUUUACCUCCAUGACAUCUUUUUUUAGUCAGAAUAUUAUCACCAUAUGUCAGAUUCUUAAACCGUUGAUAAACUGUGGGCUGGAUUCUAUGUAUGUCUGUGUGCAGCUGUUUGUGCCAGUCUGGUUAGGGCCAAUGAGUUUGCAGUGGACACGGAGGUGUGAAGAACUGGGGCCGUUGAUGGACUCCAUCCCCCACACCGGUGUCUGCUACUACUGAGUAGCACUAAGGCGUCCUGGACCCUGGAGCCAAGCCCCUUCUGUCACUUCCUAGUCAUGUGGCUGUGAGCAAGCGACUUAGCCUCCCCAAGCUUCAGUUUCCCCUUUUGUCAUUGGAGAAGAGCUGGUGUGAGAUCAAGUGAGCUGAUGUGUGUUCCCCUGCUGAGAGCUCUCGCCUGCUGUGGAAGAGUGAUCGCCUUGAGUAGUGGUGUCGUCAUUCUGGUCUGGCCCCGGGGGAACCCUGCCCUGCCUCGGAGCGAAUCUGUCCAACUACCCAAGAGACCUGAUUUCUUUUGGUGGGUAGGAUUAGAAACGCUUCUACUCUGGAGCAGAUGGUUUGUGGGAACUGAAGCUGCAAUUGAGAGGGAGGGAUUCUUUCUAAUAAAAAUUCAUCAAAAUUAGAAUAUUUAGAAUGGGAAAAAAUUCACACAAAUGAGAGAUUUUAAAAAGUGGACAAAUAUGCAUUUUGUUUUUGGCUUCUACCAGGCUGCUUCAGCUUGUCUAAUUUGCAUUCCUAAAUGAUCACGAAAUUAAUACACAAGGGCAAUUCAAAUGCAGCUGCAGGCUGCUGCUGGGAUGUUGGGCUGUGCAAUUGUGUGAUCUGCUGAUCCUGUGCCACCUUCCAUGACCCGCUGAUGACGGCGUACAGGAUUUUGUCCCCGAGCACUCAUGUGCUCAUGCUGAUGAACUGCAUUGGUGCCAGUUUUAUGCAUGCUUUGGCGUGGGCCCAUCAGGUUUCUUCAGGAUGAGCUGUGUUGGGUACACUUGAGACAUGGAGACCCGUCAGACACGUGCUCCGUUUUUAGACCUCUUUGCUGUCCUGCCACAGGUCUGUACCCUACAAGCACAGGCAUUCUGAGUAUGUUUUUUUUUUGCACUUCCCAUUAAAACCAAUGCACGGUG